Molecule: messenger RNA, 1049 nt
Organism: Leguminivora glycinivorella
Lineage: Eukaryota; Metazoa; Arthropoda; Insecta; Lepidoptera; Tortricidae
Exons: 6
Coding region: 54-1037 (327 amino acids)
Source: RefSeq, a predicted model, not a curated record
UGUAAAGUUCGACACAUUUGUAGCAUAACUACACGGAAUGCAAUGUUUUAGUUAUGAUUUUUGUUUUGAUUAUUAUUGGUUUUUAUUUAAUAGUGUUAUCUCAAGAAAGGUUACUAUAUGACGUAACUGCCGCUGAUCAGGCUGGUCUCAUAAAUUCGGACGAUGACGAGUUAACUCAAGCUUUACUUUUAAUAGACAUUCUGAAAACAGAUUACCUCAAACUACUACGACAAGAAUCUCAAGUUGCCAACACGACAAUUGCGACGACGACGAUCGAACAAUCCACUAGCAAAGCGACUACUGUCCUGGAAAAUCAGACGUCUGCGUCAUCGCUAAAACAAACCAUUCCUAAUUUAUUCACAACUACACGUUCGUAUUUAGCCAUAGUACCUCAGGAAUACAACAGAAAUCCCAUGCCCAAUAAAGGCGAGACGGCAUGGCAGCCCCCGAGGGCUCACGCCGCGCCCCUGUUUCCGCUGCACUGGCCGGCCCUUGGAACCACAUGGGCGGACAACUCGUUGCAGUAUACCAUGCCGUUGUACGUCGCGCCUCAUCCUUCACAAGCGCCAGGUCCAGUAGGGCCACCGCUAAGACCUUGGAGACGUUUCAUGCCUGAUUACUUUUUUUACGAUGUUCCUCCUCGUCGAUUUCCUAAAUCACAAACUAAUAGACGACUGAAUAGUCCGGCAACACUUGACACAGUAGCAACUACUAAAGUUACUGUUACUCAGAAAAUGUCAACUACAAAGACUACAAAGAAUCCUACAAAAAGUACUAAGAAUAUAGAGCGCACGCAUGCAACGGCUCCUAGUAGAGCCACUACGAAAUCUCUUCGCACCUCUCACCGUACGGGGCAGCAACGAACUUCAAAGAAAACUACAUUUCAUAAAAAAACUUCAACGUACAUAAAACAUACCAAUAUAAUAGAAGCAGAGGUGGCUUCGGAACUUUUAAAAGAAUUCAAACUGAUAAAUAUUACCCCAAAAACUAUAAUAAGAAAAAAACUAACAACUGUUGACAGCACGAGCACAGAAUAAUCUGUAGGUUGC